CAUGGGUAGUUAUUUUUGAUGUUGAGGUCUUUGGGUUGAAUGUCAUCCCUUUUGCGCAUUAUUCACGUCUAAGAUGAUAAGUUAUAUGUUUCCACUAAUGUUUUCCCACAGAAAUAUAAUGAGAGAUGAUUUCCAAGGUCACAAGUAUUUUCCAUGUUGGAUUGGCCUCCUGCUAUAAAAUGCUAAUCUAUAGGCUCGUCUACAAUCGAAAACCGCAACACAUACACAGUUCUAGUUCAAGCAGAGAGAUAGGUGUGGCCAUUCCGAACGACGCUGAGUCAUGGUUCCCUCUUCACUUAAAGACGAACCGCAGUGUCACAAAGCUGUCUUCCUAAAGCUCUUCAACUUCAGUCUUGGUGUCAUGAUCAUUGGAAUGGUGCUCACCUUAUUCCCUGGAUUUGCUUCAACUGCCACUCCUGGUUUCCCUCUUGAAGCCGAAAAUGGGAAUGCAGAGAAGGCAGCAGAAACUCUGCUGAAAUGGAAAUCCACUCUUGACAAUCAAAGCCGACCUCUCCUGUCCUCAUGGCAGGGCGAGAAUGCUUGCUCUAGUAAUUGGACAGGAAUCACCUGUGACUUACCAGGAGUCGUCACUAGCCUAAAUCUUUCGAACAUGGGCUUGAGAGGUAUGCUUGGUGCUCUUAAUUUCACUGCUCUACCUCAUCUAGUUAGCCUGGACCUGUCAAACAACUCAUUUCGUGGCCCUGUUCCUCAAGAAGUGGGGAAACUGAGAUCCCUAAUUCGCCUCAAUUUGUAUGGGAAUAAUCUCAAUGGUUUCAUCCCUACAUCUAUUGGGAACUUGAGCAACCUAGAAAAUCUGUGUCUCGCCGCUAAUGGUCUUUCGGGUCCUAUUCCACAGGAAGUGGGUGACUUGAGAGGUUUAACCAUACUUGCUUUGUCCAGAAAUAGUCUCAAUGGUUCGAUCCCUACAUCAGUUGGGAACUUGGUUAAUCUAACCGUAUUGCUUCUGCAUUUCAACAACCUUUCUGGUUUCGUUCCUCGUGAAUUGAAUAAUCUUACUCGUUUAGUUCAGUUUACUCUGGCUCAAAAUGAACUAACAGGGAAGCUUCCUGAAAAUGUAUGCCUCGGUGGGUCACUGGAAGUCUUUACAGCAUUUGACAAUCGCUUGAAUGGUCCCAUCCCAAAAAGCUUGAGGAACUGCAGCAGCUUAGUUAGGGUUUGGCUUCAAGGAAAUCGACUUAGUGGAAAUAUAACGGAAGAUUUUGGUGUAUACCCUAAGUUAAAAUUCAUUGACUUGAGCCUUAAUCGACUCUCUGGCAAGCUUUCUUGGACAUGGGGACUAUGCAGCAGUUUGGAGAGCUUGCGAGUCUCUCAAAAUGUUAUUUUUGGUGAGAUUCCCCCCAUGAUUGGGAAUAUGACUCAAUUGAGAGUGUUGGACUUAUCUUCAAAUUACAUAACUGGAGGGAUUCCUCAUGAAUUGGGAAGACUAUUUUUAUUGAUAGAGCUUUCUCUAUAUGGUAACAAUAUUUCAGGCGACAUCCCUCUUGAGAUUGGGCUUUUCUCAAGUCUAGCAAAGCUCAACUUGGCAAGCAACAGUUUGAGUGGUCCGAUUCCUGCACAAUUAGGACAAUGUAGAAAAUUAUGGUACCUGAACUUGAGCAGAAACGUGAUUCAAGGAAGUAUUCCAUCGGAGGUUGGAAAUAUACAAUUUCUGCAGAUUCUCGAUUUAUCCAGUAACUUCUUGGAGGGAAAACUAGCCCAGGAUCUUGGAAAGCUGACUGCAUUAGCUGACUUAAAUCUCUCCCAUAAUGGCUUCUUCGGUUCCAUUCCACAUAGUUUCUACGAUAUGUUAGGCCUUGUGUCCGUUGACAUAUCAUAUAAUGACUUGGAGGGGCCACUCCCAGACAUUAAGGCCUUCCGCAUGGCUCCAUACGCAGCAAUUCAGAAUAACAAAGAUGUAUGCGGUGUUGUGGCUGGUCUAAGAGCAUGCACUUCUUCCUCGAGCAAGAAAACCAACAGAGAGAGGGGGAAGAAACUUGUGGUCAGAAUAACUCUGUCGGUUACAAGCACCUCGUUCCUCAUUGUUGUUCUGGUGGGGAUCGUUCUUUUGGCUGGCAAGAGAUGCAAGAAUAAAAAAUGUAAUUUGACAGAGUUGUCUACCGGAGAUCCCUUUGUGGUGUGGAGCUACGAUGGCAAAUUGGUUUAUCGACUAAUUGUCGAGGCCACAGAAGCUUUCCAUCCGAAGUACCGGAUUGGAGAGGGAGGAUUUGGAGCUGUUUACAAAGCUGAGCUGUCUCCGGAUCGAGUCCUUGCAGUGAAGAAGCUUCAUUCAUUAGAAGAUGGUGAGGUUGUCGGGGUUACCUCUUUGCAGAGGGAGGUGAAAUGCCUAGCAAAUAUAUGCCACCGCAACAUAGUGAAGCUCUAUGGAUAUUGCCUGCAUCCAAAGCAUUCAUUUUUGGUUUAUGAGUUCCUCGAGAGAGGAAGCUUAAGAAGAAUCUUGAAAGAUGACGAAGCGGCGAUGGAGCUACAUUGGGUCAGGAGGGUAGAUGUUCUCAAAGGAGUGGCGAAUGCAUUGUCCUAUAUGCACCAUGAUUGCUUCCCCUCAUGGAUUCAUCGAGACAUGACAAGCAACAACGUUCUGUUGGAUGCUGAUUACGAGGCUCACGUUUCUGACUUUGGCAUUGCUAGGCUUCUCAAACCAGAUUCAUCAAAUUGGACUUCUUUGGCUGGUACUCUUGGGUACAUUGCUCCAGAGCUAGCAUACUUGCCAGUCGUCACAGAAAAAUGCGAUGUUUAUGGCUUUGGAGUGAUAGCAAUGGAAGUGAUCAUGGGAAAACACCCGGGAGAUCUCAUCUCCAUUUCGGGUCCAUCAUCUUCAUCGCUGGCAAAGAUUGGUUCGGACUUUUUACUCCAGGAUGUGUUGGAUCGACGCCUCUCACCUCCUAUGGGUAGAGAUGCAGAGGACGUGGUGUCAAUCGCAAAACUGGCAUUGGGAUGUUUGCAAGUGGAUCCCCGACGUCGGCCAAGCAUGAAAGGAGUCUCGCUACUGCUACCAGUUCAAGUGCCUCUAGCAAAGCCAUUUUCUGAGAUCACAUUGGGUGAACUAAAUAGCUUCGGCUGUUGAUCUGUGUACAUGAAAGAGGUGUAUUGUUAAGCAGUCCCAAAAGUGAAAGUACCAUAAAACUAGUUACCAUUCCAACAUAAAAUGAGGAUUUGUGGUUGAGCUGCAUCCUCACAAAGCUCCAUUCUGUCCCACCACCCUUUAUAUCUAACAUUUAUCUCUGCAUAUUUAAGCCAAAACCUCCUGUUGUCUCACUUUUGUAUUUGCUAUUUAUCCCUUACGUACUUAUUAUUUUUAUUAGA
Molecule: messenger RNA, 3321 nt
Organism: Syzygium oleosum
Lineage: Eukaryota; Viridiplantae; Streptophyta; Magnoliopsida; Myrtales; Myrtaceae
Product: MDIS1-interacting receptor like kinase 2-like
Exons: 2
Coding region: 281-3082 (933 amino acids)
Biological process (GO): protein phosphorylation
Molecular function (GO): protein kinase activity; ATP binding; protein binding
Source: RefSeq, a predicted model, not a curated record